This is a messenger RNA of Melanotaenia boesemani (Boeseman's rainbowfish), 2932 nucleotides long. It is a transcript of the gene angptl2b, whose product is annotated as angiopoietin-like 2b. The transcript is spliced from 5 exons. The record is from RefSeq and is a predicted model, not a curated record. Bases 554 to 2107 code for a protein of 517 amino acids. NCBI's taxonomy places the organism in Eukaryota, Metazoa, Chordata, Actinopteri, Atheriniformes, Melanotaeniidae.
GAGCGUUUUUCAUCAUUUAAAAGCACCAAGGAGGGAGAGUGAGAGAGGUGCAGCUGAGAGAGACAGCCUCUUUGAACUGUGAGGCAGAAGUGAUGGAUUCAGCCCACAGAAAAGUGACAGUCUUCUCCUAACAGGCCACAGGCAGUACACAACCUGCCCUGGACUCACCGUUUACCAGGAAAUUACCUCCACCAUUCAACUAAAGCGGCCACUUGUCUCUUCAGAGAUUUCCAGCUUUUCAAGAAGACUUUGUGACAAUUUAUUCAAUGUUUGCUGAAGAGAGUUUCUGAGAAGUUGGGAUUUUGUUGUUGUUGUAAUAAACUAGGGCUUUAAACUCCCCUGGUUCUCCACUGCUGGAAUAGACUAAGGUGAUAAAAAGUGAUUGACAGAACGUGCUGAGUCAGAGAGGAAGAUGCAGGGGUAAAGGUUUCACACUUGGGAUGACUUUCUACCAGGAGAAACUUCAAACAACUCUAGCAGGAGGACAAGGCAACUGAGGGAGCCUCAUCAGCGCUGUGCAGUUACCUCGCUUUGGUGGGUUGGACACUAACUCAUGGAGCCCCCUUCAAUGGUCCUGCUGGGGGUCCUUCUAGUUUAUGGACUAGCCUGUGGUGUCGAGCAGACGCAGGGGAGUCUGUCGGACAGCAGCCAUGGCAGGGACAAGAUCCAAGAAUUUGGGAGCAGUGAGGACGAUCUGGAGAGAGAGUUUCUCUAUGCUGGAAGAAGCAAACGUGCUCCAGCUGACACAAUGCAGGACAAGUGCUCCUACACUUUCAUUGUGCCUCAACAAAAAGUGACUGGAGCCAUAUGUGUUAAUUCCAAGGAGCCAGAGGCUAUGCUGGAGAAUCGGGUCAACAAACAAGAGUUAGAGCUUUUAAACGUAGAGCUACAGAAACAAAAGAGGCAGAUUGAAACCUUGCAGCAGUUGGUGGAGGUGGAUGGAGGUAUUGUCAAUGAAGUCAAGCUUCUGAGGAAAGAGAGUAGAAACAUGAACUCAAGAGUAACUCAGCUCUACAUGCAGCUGCUCCAUGAGAUCAUCAGGAAGAGAGACAAUGCCUUAGAGUUGGCACAGAUGGAAAACAAGAUCCUGAACCAAACAUCUGAGAUGCAGCAGCUCACCAGUCGAUACAAAGAUCUUGAUCACAAAUAUCAGCAUUUGGCUUCUUUAGCCACAAAUCAAUCAGCUCUUAUUGCCUUGUUGGAGGAGCAGUGCCAGAGUCGACCUCCUCCUCCUCCUCCUCGACGUGUGCCCGUCUCCCAGCCACGGCCUCAGCCACCUCCUCCCUCACCACCUGUCAACAAGCCUUAUCAGCCACCUGUGCUUCCACGUAUCAACAAUCCAAUCAGCAAUGAGAUCCAGAGUGACCAAAAAUCUCUACCACCUCCUCUUCCAACAAUGCCCACUGGUACACACAGCCCAUCCACCACUGACAAGCCCUCUGGUCCAUUUAAGGACUGCUUGCAGGCUCUGGAAGAGGGCCACAGUACCAGCGGAAUGUAUCUGGUGAAGCCAGAAAAUGCCAACCGCCUCAUGCAGGUGUGGUGUGACCAGAGACAUGACCCCGGUGGCUGGACGGUGAUCCAGAGGCGGGUGGACGGUUCUGUCAACUUUUUCAGGAACUGGGAGAUAUACAAGCAAGGAUUUGGCAAUAUUGAUGGCGAAUACUGGCUGGGUCUAGAAAACAUCUACUGGCUGACUAACCAGGGAAACUACAAACUGCUGGUCACACUGGAGGACUGGUCUGGCAGGAAAGUGUUUGCGGAAUAUGCCAGCUUCAGAGUGGAGCCUGAAUCUGACUUCUACAAGUUAAGGGUGGGCCGUUACCAUGGCAAUGCUGGUGACUCUCUCACCUGGCAUAAUGGCAAACAAUUCACAACACUGGACAGGGAUCAUGAUGCAUAUACAGGAAACUGUGCCCACUACCAGAAGGGAGGGUGGUGGUACAACUCUUGUGCCCAUUCAAAUCUGAAUGGAGUCUGGUAUAGAGGAGGACACUAUCGCAGCCGCUACCAGGAUGGCGUCUACUGGGCUGAGUUUAGAGGAGGAGCAUAUUCGCUCAAGAAAGUAGUCAUGAUGAUCCGUCCAAACCCUAACACUUUCCACUAAUCCUCUGAGAAAUGCAUACUGUACUGUAUCUCUUAUUAAACCAAUUUAUUUACAUAUUUUUUGUUGCAUGGGGUGGCACCAAACCAAGUCAAAUGACAAAGAGAAAGAUGAGCUAAAAGUGCAAUAUCAAAAGAUCAGGGUCUUCCCAAAUCUGUGCGCUGUUAUUGUCUUUUUUGUUUGUUUUUUUUUUUAUUUUGUCUUGUCACAUAUAACACAUGUAAAGAUGUGCUUAUUGCUCAGGAGUUAUUUCAAACACACUUUAGCAAACAGGAAGUUUAGGUGAGUGUUUUUUGAUGAGUAAAUAGCUCUACAAUAGGAACCUUGCAGUAUAUAUUCAAUAGGUAACAAAGAAAUGAGGCUGACACAGGAAAUGCUUCCAGUGACUAUAUUUUAACUUCAAGAUAAAGACUUUUCAUUCUUCAAAUGAGUAACUUACACAAGCACCUGGUAUUCUGACCCAUUUUAUUGAUUAUUGUAAAAUGAACAAAAUGUACGUUUUACACUAAACCAAAACUCAUAACACAAAUAUUGUAUGUGCUUAACAGUCUGUUUCUCUUGGGUUAAAGAACAGCUUAUUAAUCAACUCAUUACCAAAAUUCAAGGAGGUACAGUACAUUCCCUAUUUUUAAGAAACAUGUUCUCAAAUUGUGAAUUGCUUACGCAGGUAUCCACUAAUUUGCUUGUCUGAAUCAAGCACUGUAUUUACUGUAUAAAUUUAGUGGUUUUGUUGAUGUCAAUAGAUCCAACACAUUGCGUUUGUACAUAAGAUCCUUGUAAUAUAAUGCAUUUGUUAGUUUACUAUUAAUUUGCAAUAAAAUAUGUACA